This is a messenger RNA of Fonsecaea nubica, 1245 nucleotides long. RefSeq lists its product as hypothetical. Gene Ontology annotation, cellular component: endoplasmic reticulum membrane; Golgi membrane. The record is from RefSeq and is a predicted model, not a curated record. NCBI's taxonomy places the organism in Eukaryota, Fungi, Ascomycota, Eurotiomycetes, Chaetothyriales, Herpotrichiellaceae. The transcript has a single exon. Gene Ontology annotation, biological process: UDP-galactose transmembrane transport. The coding region runs from base 1 to 1245 and encodes 414 amino acids. Gene Ontology annotation, molecular function: UDP-galactose transmembrane transporter activity; UDP-glucose transmembrane transporter activity.
AUGGCGCGCCGCAAACAAGUCACGCCCAUGCAGCGCAUUAACUCCGGGGAAGUUAUGCAGGCCCCUUCAGAUGUCCCCGAACAGCGCGCCGUCUACAGCAAUGGCCAUAUCCCCUCUCCUUCUGAGAAGUCGACCUCCCAUUCCCAACAGCGGUCACAGACACAGCAGGCCCACCCAAGCAUUCUGACCCUCCUCGUGUGCGUCGGCGGUAUCUAUGCCUCGUUUCUGACAUGGGGCGUGCUGCAAGAACGCAUCACCACCACUCCAUACCCGCUCACAUCCCCCUCCGCUGCGCAGGCGCAACAAGAAUACUUCCGCUUCCCGAUCGUCCUCAACACCAUCCAAGCCGUCUUCGCCUUCAUAAGCGGGAGCCUGUACCUCUCCUAUACGACCGGACAAUUCAACAUUCUUCCCUCCACCUCUUCCUUCCUGCCACUGGUGCUGGUUACGCUGACCACAACCCUCGCAUCUCCGUUCGGCUACGCUUCCCUCGCCCACGUCGACUACCUCACAUUUGUCCUGGCAAAAUCAUGCAAACUACUCCCUGUCAUGGCGUUACACGUUACCUUGUUCCGCAGGCGGUACCCUCUGUCAAAAUACAUGAUAGUACUGGCAGUCACCAGCGGCGUCGCAGUAUUCACCCUCUACCACCCCCCGAAGCCGGGCAAGACACGGUCGACACAGAACUCGAGUAUCUAUGGAUUGACGCUUUUGGGGAUCAACUUGCUGUUUGACGGCCUGACAAACACGGUCCAAGACCACAUCUUCCAAUCCCCGCACCGUUACGGGAAGACCUCAGGUCCGCAGAUGAUGGUCAUCCUCAACCUGCUCGGCACAAUCUUGAUGGGCGCAUACCUCGUGGCAACGCCAUACGUCCCUCAAGCGCUCAUCCCGGAGUUUGUGCGGACCGACACUCACGAGCUGGCUCAAGCCAUUUCUUUCUUUCAGCGCCAUCCACCCGUGCUCAAGGAUGUCCUGCUCUUCUGCCUCUGCGGCGCCGUCGGCCAACUCUUCAUCUACGCCACGCUAGAGAGAUUCUCUUCCCUCCUCCUCGUUACGGUGACAGUGACGAGGAAAAUGUUCACCAUGCUAUUGAGCGUCAUGUGGUUUGGACAUUCGCUCACCAAGGGCCAGUGGAUGGGCAUUGGGUUGGUCUUUGGCGGAAUUGCCGCCGAGGCAUAUAUACAGAAUCUAGAGAAGAAGGAGAGAGAGAAAAGGAAGAAACUGGCCGACAAGGGAAAAUGA